Sphenostylis stenocarpa is the source of this 2061-nucleotide messenger RNA. The record is from the annotation of a GenBank genome assembly. NCBI's taxonomy places the organism in Eukaryota, Viridiplantae, Streptophyta, Magnoliopsida, Fabales, Fabaceae.
AUGUCGGAAUCUCGCCCCUCUAAACGCCCCAAAACCACCAGGGGGGACGAUGAUUAUAUGCCAGGAAAUAUUCUUGAGAUCGAGCUUUGUAAUUUCAUGACGUUUGAUUACUUAAAAUGCAAACCUGGGCCUCGAUUGAAUCUUGUAAUUGGGCCCAAUGGUUCUGGUAAGAGUUCGCUUGUAUGUGCUAUUGCUCUUGGCCUCUGCGGAGAGCCCCAGUUGCUUGGGCGUGCUACAAGUAUUGGGGCAUAUGUGAAGCGUGGAGAAGAAUCUGGCUACAUUAAGAUCACCUUGAGGGGGGUCCAUAAAGAGGAACACAUUAUCAUCAUGCGGAAAAUUAAUACUAAUAACAAGUCUGAAUGGUUGUUCAAUGGAAAUGUAGUGUCUAAAAAGGAUGUGGUUGAAACCAUUCAAAGGUUUAACAUACAAGUCAAUAAUUUGACUCAGUUUUUACCGCAAGACAGGGUCUGUGAGUUCGCGAAGUUAACUCCUGUUCAACUUCUGGAAGAGACAGAAAAGGCUGUUGGUGAUCCACAGCUUCCAGAGCAACAUCGAACACUAGUUGAUAAAAGUCGGUCAUUGAAGCAUAUUGAGUUGUCUCUGGAGAAAAAUGAAGGAACCUUACAACAAUUGAAGGAACGAAAUGCUGAAUUAGAGACGGAUGUUGAACGUGUUCGUCAAAGAGAUGAACUUCUUACCAAGGCUGAAGCAAUGAAAAAGAAGUUACCAUGGCUGAGGUAUGAUAUGAAGCAGGCAGAAUACCGGGAAGCUAAGGAACGUGAGAAUGAUGCAGCAAAGGCAUUGGAGGAAGCUGCAAAGUUAUUAAAUGAUCUUAAAGAACCCAUUAUGAAACAAAAGGAAGAGAAGACUGCAUUAGAUGUAAAAUGCAAAAAGGUUAGCCGCAAUGUAAAUGAGAAUGCAAAGAAAAGAAAUGAACUUAUGGAGGAGGAGAACAAAUUGGACGUGGAAUUACAAGGAAAAUACAAAGAAAUGAAAGAAUUGAGGAGACAGGAAGAAACUCGACAACAAAAACUUGUAAAAGCAAGGGAGGAACUUGCUAUUGCUGAACUUGAACUUGAGAAUCUACCCCCUUAUGUACCUCCUAAGGAUGAGCUUCAAAGACUAAAAGCCGAAAUUGGAGAAUUGGAUUAUUCUGCUAAUCAAGUGAGGCAGAAUAAGUCACAAGCAGAAAAUGAAAUAAAGCGGAAGAAGUCAUCCAUGAUGCAGAAUAAAGAGAGGUUGAUGGAAAUGGAUAAUAAAAGUACAAAGUGUUUGCAUGUAUUGCAAAGGUCAGGGGCUGAAAAAAUUUUUGAAGCGUAUAAAUGGGUCCAAGAACAUAGGCACGAAUUCAAUAAGGAGGUUUAUGGCCCAGUUUUAGUAGAGGUGAAUGUAUCAAAUAAGGUUCAUGCUGCAUAUCUAGAGGGUCAAGUGGCUCACUACACUUGGAAGUCCUUCAUAACGCAAGAUUCUGGUGAUAGAGAUCUUUUGGUGAAACACCUGCAGUUCUUUGAUGUACCAGUUUUAAAUUAUACUGGUGAUGAUUGCCACCAAAGAGAGCCUUUUCAAAUUUCUGAAGAUAAGCGAGCUCUUGGCAUAUACUCCCGUCUGGAUCAAAUUUUUGAUGCUCCUAUUGCUGUGAAGGAGGUUUUGAUUAGCCAGUUUAGUCUAGAUAAUUCAUACAUUGGAUCAAAAGAAACUGAUCAGAAAGCUGAUGAGGUCCCGAAAUUGGGAAUUAUAGAUUUGUGGACACCUGAAAAUCACUACCAUUGGUCCAAGUCUAGAUACGGAAAUCAUGUCGUUACAGUUGUUCAACAAGUGGAACGCCCACAACUUUUAUUGAACAAUUUGAAUGUUGGUGAAAUUGAGAAGCUGCGUUCCCAGCAAAAGGAGCUUGAAGAAGUCAUUGCUAAUUUGGAGGAAUGUGUUAAAAGGUUUCAAGAUGAAGAAAGAAGCCUAGUGAAUCAAGCUGCUAAUCUUCGUAAGCAGUGGGAGGGCAUUAGUAUUACGGUGCAGAAUGAGCAUAAAAAACGUCAAUCAAUCAGUAGCCGAAUUGGUGAGUAG